AAAAUACUUUGGUGAGUUUGCAGUUGCCCAGCACUGUGCAAAAUGAAGUUAAUGUUGCUUUACCUAGCAUGCUGCAUUGCAGUGGGAACAUCAGCUCGCGAGAGAGGCUUGUUUCUGAACUUGAAAAAUGGAGAGCUUUGCGUUGGAAGCUUUCAGUGUAAGAGUAACUGCUGUCAACGAGACACUGCAUUGAGUCUUGCAAGGUGUGCCAGUCGAGGUGCUGAAGGACACGCAUGCUCAAAUCAUCUCCUGUAUAACGUUUAUUACAAAUGUCCCUGUGAAAAUGGUCUGAAAUGUGACGGUGAUAAAUCCAUCAUUGGUUCGAUAACAAACACUAACUUUGGUGCUUGCAAGGACCCAAACAGCAUUGCUUAAGAUUCACAAGCCAAACAAAAUGCACCGAAGUUGAUCUUUGCUCCAUGAACAAACUUUUGUUGACUAAAGUAAACUUGCAAAGUCUGUAUUUGAAUAUUGCAGAUAUGGUUACAAUUGAAACAUUAAUUCGAAGGUAAUAGGAUUGCAACUAUAUAGGCUAACAAUCAUAUUUUAGCUAAUAACCAGUCAUAAUUUUACUGAUUAAGUUCAGGAAGGAUGCUGCUUCUAAUAAAAUUCUAUUGCAGCUUGCCUCAAAAAUCUCGUAUCUUUUACAUGGCUAUAUACUCCCUAAUAAGUUGAAUAUUUACAUAUGAAAUGUAGCACUCUAUAGUACAAGACAAAAUGAGAUAAAAAGUAGAAAUGUGCACCUUUAUUCUGUACUCUUUACUUAUAUUGAAAUGAUGAUAUUGUUAAAGAAAAUCAUGUUUAAUUUGUUAUGAUAAAGUUUACAUUUUGAAAAUUAUAAUAAAGAUUUAUCUAAU
Molecule: messenger RNA, 857 nt
Organism: Mobula hypostoma (lesser devil ray)
Lineage: Eukaryota; Metazoa; Chordata; Chondrichthyes; Myliobatiformes; Myliobatidae
Product: colipase-like
Exons: 3
Coding region: 43-375 (110 amino acids)
Biological process (GO): lipid catabolic process; digestion
Cellular component (GO): extracellular region
Molecular function (GO): enzyme activator activity
Source: RefSeq, a predicted model, not a curated record